CAAGAAAUUCCAUAGAGCGUGUUUUCUGCACGACCGCAACGAAGUAUACAAUAAUAAUAAAAAAACAUCAACUCAAUAAAAAAAACAACAACGAAGAAACAUUUCUUUUGAUCGUUCAAUAACAUGGAAAAUGGUGACUAUUCGGUGAUACUCGUUUCAACGAUAUUAAGCAUUACAUCGAUCACAAUGUUUGCUGCAUGUUUGUGUUGUCGUAAAAAAGUUCAAAACAAUGAACUUCUCGGUUUGGAGGGUAUGGUCAAAAUAAAAAAUCCCGAUGAAAACCUUCUAAAUGGCAACCACAUCAUUUCAAUUGGUGACUCAGACACAAAAAUAUCAAACAAUGAUAUCACCGAUUCCAAAAGAUCGCUAAAUGUACCACAUCGAAGUUUACCUGACAUUCCAAUCUCCGAUCCAAAUCAAUUGGACACCAAUUCCGAUUUAUAUGCAACGGUUGGCGAUAAAGUCGGUGACAAGCCUCAAGGACAAAGUCCUGCGUCGAGUGUUAAGAAACAAAUAAGUGUAUCACAGCACAGUUCGAUAAGCCAAGCGGAUGACUGUAGCUCACCAUAUGCCCGGGUUCGAUCUCCAUCGCAUCCAUACGAUAAAGUGCGACCAGCUGAACAUCCAUAUGCUCAAGUGAAACCAGUUAACGACAAUGUAAACAGACCAUCCACAUCAAAUUCGAAUGCACCAACCAGUAAUUUGAAUGCAGAAAACAACAAUCCAAACGAUAAUGAGCCAUUAUCAAGACGUAGCUCACGGGAGAGUUUAUUGGAUUCAGUUGAUGGAAGACAGCAUCAACAGGUGAUUCCAGCAGCAUCAGCAAUCGCUGGUAGAGUGUCAGCUAGUCAAGAGUUACCGUAUAUGACGCCGCCAAUCGUGCAACCGCAACAAUAUUUCAGCGGUGAUUCACAAGAUUCGUCAAAGGGUUACACGAGUAUCAGUGUACGUGAGCCAUUGGCAAAUAUCAUUGCACAAACAAAGAAACAAAAUGCACAAAUUCGACGACGUGAAAUAUCUGAUUCGCACUAUGCAACCGUUUCGGAUGAUUCCGAUGAAGCGAUGUAUGCAGCAAUUGAAGAUCCAAAUAAUCCCGUUGAAUUGUACACCAGUGGUUCCGAAACGUAUGCACAAAUUCAACCUCAAGAGAUGGUUGUAUCGGUUGAAAUCAAUUCAGUACCGACCCAUCAAAAUGCGAAUCCAUCAACGCCGGCUCAACCAUCUUUGCCAUCGCACCCAUCGGCGAGUCAAACGAAUUCGAAUUCGAAUUCGCUGGCAACCAACAGCACAACACCACGCAAUAGCAUCAAUGAAGGUACAGUUGAGAUGCUAAAGGCGGCAGCCCAUUCAAGACAAGCCUCAUCAUCGAGUUGCACAAGUUCGGUUGGUAAUUUGGGCUCGCCAAAACCGGAAAAACGACAAGCAAAUUCACCACUUCCACCAACACCAAAAGGUAACUCGCAUCACUAUCAGAGCAAUAGCAGCCUGGCAAAUCCAUCGUUGUCGCUGCAAUCGGGACGAAGUUCAGUUGCUUCGGUUAUUGAAGUUGGACAAAGUGGUGGUCAACGGCAAAUAUCACGUGAAAAUCUAUCGUCUUCGGUGGACGGAAGAAAUCAUUUGAGAUCACUUAUUCAUGGUAUCGAUGAUGAACCACGUAAAAAUCGUCUAUCGAAAGAUUUAGAAGCGAUGUAUGCAAAGGUGAUGAAAAAGAAUAAAUUUUCAGCAGCGCCGUCCGAAAAUACAUCACCUGUGCCUCUUAGAAAAGUUUUGAAUGAUCAACAUCAACAGCAGCAGCAGCAACAGCAACAACAGCAGCAGCAGCAACAGCAACGCCAGAGCGUUUUUCUAUCUGAUCCAGACAUAACACAAGAAACCACUGUGCCGGAAUCGUUGAGCAAAUCAAUUCACACGUCGCCCGGCAAAAGUAGCAUAAAAUCAGCGCAGCUAAAUGAAGACAAUGAAUAUGAAACGAUUGACAAGCGACGAACAAGAAGUAAUAGUUCAAAUUAUGAUACAAAAAAUGAUCCCGGAUAUGAAACAAUUCCGGCCGAUUUGCCGGGCGGUGCGAACAAACAAAAUUCAAAUCGAAAUUCAAGCCACAUCACAACACCGCCAGGGGUGUUUCUUCAUAAUCAAUCGCUGAAUGCAUUCCCCGAAACAAAGAAUAUGUUCACAACGAAUUAUAGUAACAGCGGCAGUGGGGGCGGUGCCGAAGGCUCGGAACCCGGCUAUGAAAGUUUACCGGAUCAAUCAACGAAUGAUCCAGGUUAUGAGACUGUUGAAUCGCAUGGAAAGGAUUUGGCGAAAAAAAACGGAUCCGAUUAUGAUCCAAAUUAUGAAACACUUCGACCAACUACCAAAUCGCCAGACUUAAUCGAUCACUAUGCCAAAGUGUCGAGCAAAAAAUUGCAUAAUAACGAUGGAUACAGCAGUAUAAAAUUGAAAAAUAAAAUCUUGAGCAGUGAAGAAGACGAACAAUUAGGCUAUUGCACAAUAUCGGAAGAUAGGAUAGAGACAUCGUCGAAAAAUCAUGACUACGCUAGCAUUCGUGAUAUGACCAAAGAACAUCAACGACAUGAAAAUGUUUAUUCGAGUAUAACAAAUGACAUGGAAUCAAGUCCAUCGAGACAAAACAGCAGCAACAACAACAAUAGAAAUGCACAAUUACUGGCCUCAACACCAUCGCCGGUAAUCAUGUCACCAUCUAUGACCGUUUCGAUGACAUCGACCAUUUCUGAUACAAAAACCCUUACCUCACCAUCGAGCGAGGGUGAAUCAAGCUCAAAUACGCCCAUCUGUUACAACAGCAUUCGCAGCACAGAUCGAAGCCAAUUAACAGUCAGCGUUAGCAAUUAUGAAUCAUUGACUGGCAGUGAAUCGGAUUCAAACUAUGAAUCCGUACGGUAUUUAAAUGCAAAAGACCGUGAAAAUCCUUAUGAACAAUUGUACAAUGAGUCUGAUAUAAAAUACGAUACACUGAAGAGAGAUGACACGACUAACAGUGUGUCCGGAUUGUAUGCGACAUCAACGAAACACAUUGAUUUCAGCAAAAACAGCAGUCUGAGUAGCAGCGGAAGUGGUUUGGGUGGACGUAGCAGCAGUUCACUCAAUAACAAUUCCGACACAGCCGGAUAAUGAUUAGAUAGAAUAAAACAAUCAUUUUUUUAAGCAUUAUCAUUCCAUUUGAAUUGUAUGUGACAAAUUAUUUGCACAUUCUAUUUUAGAUGCACUCUCCCCAUUCACUUCCAAAUUACAUGAACAAAUCUCACAAUUAUUACACAAUAGUGUUCAAAUGAGAUAAACAUUGAACAAAAAAAAAAUUAUAUUCCAAAUGUGAUCACUACUUAAAUCGAAACUAAUGCUACUUUUUUUUGUUGCGUAGACAAUUUUUGAAGGCACAAACCAUUAUAGCCACAAUUUUAUUUUAUACCAUGAUUCUUUUUUCGCAUAUAAGAUAUUUGUUAAAUAAUGUUAAAAAUUGAAAGCUUUAAUUUUUUUCGCAGCUUUCUUCAAAUAAUUUACUUGUGAAAUUUGAUUUAUAUAGCAUAAACGAAUCGCGCACAUUGUUUAAUUUAAAUAAAAAAAGAACUAUUUUAAAUAUGUAAAUAAUUUCAAAGAAAAAACUAUAAUUUAGUUUAGGCAAAUUUCAAGCUUUUGUAUCAUUUUAAGCAGAAUUAAUAAGCG
Molecule: messenger RNA, 3684 nt
Organism: Contarinia nasturtii (swede midge)
Lineage: Eukaryota; Metazoa; Arthropoda; Insecta; Diptera; Cecidomyiidae
Exons: 7
Coding region: 124-3135 (1003 amino acids)
Source: RefSeq, a predicted model, not a curated record